Asparagus officinalis (garden asparagus) is the source of this 954-nucleotide messenger RNA. Its product is annotated as proteasome subunit beta type-2-A-like. The record is from RefSeq and is a predicted model, not a curated record. Gene Ontology annotation, biological process: proteasomal protein catabolic process. Bases 93 to 695 code for a protein of 200 amino acids. Lineage: Eukaryota; Viridiplantae; Streptophyta; Magnoliopsida; Asparagales; Asparagaceae. Gene Ontology annotation, molecular function: peptidase activity. The transcript is spliced from 3 exons. Gene Ontology annotation, cellular component: proteasome core complex; proteasome core complex, beta-subunit complex; nucleus.
UACUCGACGUGUUCUUCUUGCUCUUCCAAGUACCGGGCCCUCUCAAAUUCUCCCCCAAACAAAUUACUUCCUCUUCGGUUUCUCAAACCCUAAUGGAGUGCGUAUUCGGUCUCGUCGGCGACGGGUUCGCGGUGAUCGCCGCCGACACGUCAGCAGUCCACAGCAUCCUCGUCCACAAGUCGAACGAGGACAAGGUCAUGAUCCUCGACUCUCACAAGCUCCUCGGUGCCUCAGGCGAGGGCGGUGACCGGGUGCAGUUUACUGAGUUUAUUCAGAAGAAUGUUCAUCUUUACCAGUUUCGUAAUGGGAUUCCCCUGACCACGUCGGCGGCGGCCAAUUUUACUCGGAAUGAGCUGGCUACCGCGCUGCGAAAGAACCCAUAUAUGGUUAACAUUUUACUGGCGGGGUAUGAGAAGGACAUUGGUCCCUCACUUUACUACAUUGACUACAUUGCAACUCUCCACAAGAUUGACAAGGGUGCUUUUGGGUACGGAUCCUACUUUUGCUUGGCACUUAUGGACAGACAUUAUCAUAGUGGGAUGUCAGUAGAAGAAGCUAUUGAUCUUGUGGAUAAGUGCAUAUUAGAAAUCAGGUCUCGCUUGGUUGUUGCACCACCGAACUUCGUUAUCAAGAUUGUUGACAAGGAUGGAGCAAGGGAGUAUGCUUGGCGCGAAUCAGUGAAGGAUACGGCUUGAAAUGGUCAAUGUUGUUGCUCCCCUGAAUGAUCUUUGUCAAUUUCCUGUUAUGUGAUAAACUAUACAACGCUCUUAUUCCUUUACCCUAAAAUAGAUACUGUUUAUGUCUGUUUUCUUUAUUUCUUGAUACUUGUUUUUUAUCUUCAUCUGAAUCUGCUCAUUAAACAUCAUCAGCUGUUGCAACUUGGGUUUUCAAGAUAUCUAUGAUUUGAUGGAUAUAAUCUGAUUAAGAUAUUUAAAAUCAAAGCACUUCAGUUAA